This is a messenger RNA of Poecilia reticulata (guppy), 4246 nucleotides long. It is a transcript of the gene nectin4b, whose product is annotated as nectin cell adhesion molecule 4b. The record is from RefSeq and is a predicted model, not a curated record. NCBI's taxonomy places the organism in Eukaryota, Metazoa, Chordata, Actinopteri, Cyprinodontiformes, Poeciliidae. Gene Ontology annotation, biological process: heterophilic cell-cell adhesion; homophilic cell-cell adhesion. Gene Ontology annotation, cellular component: adherens junction.
GGCUCCAACCUGCGCAGGUUGCGGUGCGCCUCUGCGUGACGAGCGGACAGGUUUUUGUUAGACAAAUACGCACCGUGUUCCUUUCUGCUGUUAUAACAGUUUUAUUCCGCUCCUGCUGCCAUUUGCAUUCACCUGUAAUGCAGUCAGCGCGGCUCCAAAGGAACGACAUUCCCGUCCACGCGUGGGCAAAUGUGGAUCUUUAGACUUGAAAACCCCGAAGAGGAGCUGAGGAAGAGGGAGAACGUCCUGGGCACGUUAUGAAAGCUUAACAUGAUCAUUUAAACAGCCCAAAAAAGAGAAACUAAAAGUUAGAGUUCGGGGUACAGAUGGAGUCGAUGACUGGAGUUCUGCUUCUUCUGCUUCUCCUUAUCGCAGGAUGUGUUCAAGGGGACUUCAAGGAGCCUCCGCAGCCCAACACCGACCUCCAGGGGUUCACUGACGCACAGACCAGACUCCCCUGCUGGUACCAGCCGGAGGCGGACCAGAGGAUGGUGCAGGUCACCUGGGAAAAGGUGUUCCCAAACGGCACCAGCAAGCAAAUCAUCACGGCCCACUUUACUGAAGGGAUUAAAGCGGCUGAGAACUCUGAUCGGGUGACGUUUGAGACCUACAGCCCGAUUUCUGAGAGCUCAGCUCUGCUCAUCAAAGUCACAAAGGUGUCGGACGCCGGCAUCUACCGGUGCCACAUCGUCACCUACCCCCUGGGAAACUUCGACAGGACCAUCAAGCUCACCGUGUGGAUGCUGCCCAUCUCCUCUGUGGAACAGGAGAACCUGGUGGAAGGCCAGGCGUUCGGCGUUGUCGCCACCUGUCGGGCCGUGGGCUACCCCAGACCCGGGCUGUCCUGGGACACCGAGCUGCCCGGCUACUCCAGGAACCACACCGGGGAAGACGGGAAAACGUUCAUCCAAUACUCGCUCCACCCGCUGCGCAGCAUGAACGGCAAGAAGCUGGACUGCUUGGUGUGGCAUCCCAGCCUGAAGGAGCCGCGCAGGAUCGCAAACCCCCUGGUGGUCGAGUACCCCCCAGAUCCCAUCAUCUCCAGUUCCCCCAGUGACUGGCAGGUUGGUUUGCAGAAGGCCGAGCUGGUGUGCGAAGGCAGGGGGAACCCAACACCAGAGAACGUCAUCUGGACUCGGAGAGGACAAGCUCUGCCGGAUGGGGUGUCUGUGGUUGGAGAAAAGCUCGUUUUCGGACGGCCCGUCCAGUUGAAUGACAGUGGGACGUAUGAGUGCGCGGUCAAGAACACCGUGGGAUCUGGAAAAACAGAGUUUAGAUUGCAUAUAUCAGAGCCGCGGAACCUGCCGCUGCAGAAUCUGUCGCAGCAAAGCCUGGUGCUGAUUAUCGUUUGCGCGGCAGCCGGCGCUUUGCUUCUGCUGCUGCUCGUCGUGUUUCUGGUCGUCAAACGGCGCCACCUGAGAAAAACCAAAAAGCUGAAGAUGGAGCUCCAGGAAACAAAGGACGAAAUUAACAGUCUCUCAAGACAAGCCUCCUUCAGGAGACUGAACUCAACCGGCUCAGUUUCACGAAUUCAGUCUGAAGAUUAUGCCUUACUCAGAGUAGACAGCUGCACUAAAUACAGCCAAAUGACUCUGGAGCCCCCCCACUAUCAGGGCAGCCAGUCCACUCUGGGUGGGAGGUGGGGACCCACAGUAGAGGUGCCACGGGACGAAUACGGGCGUCCCGUCGUCUGGACCGAAGACAGAGAGUGCCUGAGAGCCGCAGAGAUGAACAGGGAGAAGGAGGAGCGCAGGAAACGGGUGGAGUCGUUUGUGAAGAACAGCAACAUGUCGCUGGAUUCAGGCCUUCCUUCAUCACUGGUUCCCCUGAAGGUCCAGCAGGACGAUGGGAACGGUCAUAAAGAGUCGGACCUGGGUCACCUACAGGAAGGCGACUCUUCCCCAGGCGACGACUCGGUCGUUGAAUCCUCCACAACAGAGGAACACGAUGAUGACGAAGGGAGAAGACGGCAUUAUCUUCAGGGAACUCUCAGUAAAAUGUUUUAUGAAAGCAACGGGGUCCUCAGGCCCAGAGAGAAUCCCAACGCCAUUCUCCUGCCCAGCCAAAAUUAUUACAAACCACAACUUAUCUAAACCUCUGACUUUCUUCCAUAAUUGGAAAUGAGAAAAGCCUGUCAGCAUUUCUGCUCUGACAGAGACUUUUAUUUUGAAAAAAACAAAUAUUUAACUACUAUGGACAGAACGCCAACAAAGACAAUUUUAUUUGUUUUUGACCUCCUAAACUUCUAUUCUUACUUUGCAAUAACAGGGAUCUUUUUAAAUACUUUGGGAUAUUUUUUGUGCAUUUAAUAAAAGAAGAGAGCUUCCUCGACUCUGGAAUCGUUGAAUCUUGGAAGAUCUUCAGAGACUGGAGACGUUUCCUCUAACUAAGCAUCAGAUCAUCUGAAUGAGAACGCUCACUGUCAUCAAAUAAUCUUACAAACUUUAGUUUCACUGACUUUACAUUAGUUUAACUGGAUUAUUCUACAGAGAUAAAAGAUUAUUAAAACAGAUUUAUUAUAUGUUUACUGACUCACUGUACUGUACACCCUGCAUCAAUGAACAUGGUUUUCCCUAGAAAACUUGCUAAUCACGGUGGUAGGGGCACUAGAGCAGUCCAUCAACAAACGUGUUUUUGUGUUAAAAAAAUCUUUAAUUACAAAAAGUUGGAGGUCCAUGAGUGGGCAUCAUAAUUUGGAAAUAAUAGCAUGAGACCGACCAGGAGGUGUAGGAACCUUGGUGCGCAUCCUCUGGUGUCCAGUUCAAUGCGCCAGCUAUAAACCUAGCUUAAUUUCUCUGUACUGUCAAUGUUACUUGUACAUAAAAAACGUAUUUAAAAUAAACAAACCACGUUUAGCCUGGUGGGGGCAAGUUAAGCCUGGUGGCCUGCCAGGCUUAUAAUACACUAAGGGAAACCUUGCAGUGCCUUAGUGCCUGAAAUGCAAUAUUAGUGUGUAUUUCUAAUAAGAACUAACCUUGUCAUCAGUGGUAGUUUAUGUAAACAAAAUGGCUCUCUGACCAGGGCGUCAUCCACCAUGGGGCAGCACCGACACUCCAGAGAGAGUAAAGAAACAGUUUUGUCAGUUUUACCUCCAACAAGUUUUCUAUUGGUUAUUUUCAUGUUUAGUAAAUGGGAAUUGGGCUCUUUCUUAUGUUUUACACAAUGAAGGCACUGCAGUCAAAAUGGCCGAGCACAAGAAGUGGAUGAUUAAAUGGCUAAAAGCUAAAAGGUUUAUUAAACUAUUUAUCAAAGACGCUGGAAUAUUUAAUUUGCUCUGAUCUAGAAUCUGAACUGUGUCAGUGGUCAAACGUGAGCUGGGUUGUUCUACGCAGAUUAAAGAUUUGCUAAAACACCAUUUUAGGUUUAUUAUUCUGUUCCUCUAUGCCAAUAUUUGGGAUUUCUUAUACUUUCUAUAAGUAGGUUGAUUUUUUUGCCCCGUUCAUUGACUGGUUCAAUGUUUCCAACCAGAUCAAGCUGAAAAUCAAUAAGCACUUAAAAACUAUUAUAUUUAGCUUGGGUUAAAUCUAUUUUUCACUUCAGUCUUUGCAUCAAAAUGAAAAUAAUAUUAAAAAUAGGUGGGAUGUAUGUAAAAAAUAAUGUAAUAAUAGAGUAAUUUUAGCAGAAGUUGGAGUAAUUAUUGCUUUCCUGUUUUAAACUAAAACAGAGACAAUAUUUUAAAUUUUUGUGUAAAUAUUCAGAUAUGAUAAUCUCAUGCUGGCCCAAGCCUAUAGAAGAGUUUACUAUAUUUAGUCUUUCAUAAACUAUAUUUUUCAAUGUACAUAUUUUGCUAGAUUUAUAUGAUCUUUAUUGUUUUUCUACGGGUCAAACGGGUUUUGCAGCUCGACAAAUUUUACUCAUUAAAAUGUCUCUCUUGAUUUAUGUACAGGACGCAUUUUCCCCUGCAGAACAAAAGCAGUGUUACUCACGUUACUAUCUGUGGCCAUAUUGUUUUGGCUCACAGGUGUGACUACAUGUGAAACAUCAACAGCUACCUGCAGGAACUAAAGCGUAAAGGGAGGAACUGUGAUAAAAAUGAACACAUUUGAAGAAAAAUGGCUAAAAUGCGGAUUUUAUUGGACAAAACUGGACUGUAAAUGAUCACUGAUGAGCAGCUGGAUGAACUGGACAUUUUAUUUUGUAUGAAGAAACUCUGUAUUGUUUGUAUAUGUGUUUUACUGUAAGGAAGUCAAAUGUAAAUAACUAAGAUUUUAUUAUUAAAAUUACAGCGUAUGGGAUUUUAAAAGCA